AUGGACAAUAAAUUGACUAAUAUCAACUCUUUUGUCGAAGACUUGAGAACAAGCAGUCUGUCUAGAGAGGAACUAUUUGAAAAGGCAAAGUCCCUUUACGAAAGCGAAUAGACAAUAUUAAAUGCUAUGACAAUUUUCAAUUUUAUAGCAGAUACUGAAGACAGAGUCUUGUAAGUAUUAUAAAAUUCACUAUUAAAACUAUUGCAACAUUAAGACAAUCGAGUCUAAGAGCUAACAAUAUCGGUGAUAUCAAAAUUAGUUUAGAAACACAACUUCAAAGAAUUAAGCUCUCAAGUUUUAGAUUUGCUGAUUAAUGUGAUAAUUUGGGAUGAUACCUUCAUUAUGUAUAAUCAAAGCUUUAAAUUUGCAUAAACUUUGCUCAAAGAGUAGUUUCCAGACAUGCAAAACAAAAUUAAGGUGAUGGAACCAAUGUUUAUGAAUAAAUAUUAUUUCACAAACAGAAAGGAGUACUACAUCUAAGGUUUAUUGGGAGUAAUGGAAUUAUUCCUAGAGCAAAAAUACAAUAUGGACAAAGUUAUCGAAGUGAUUGAAAUCAUUCAAAGGAUAGCAAGACACUAGAAUAAAUAUGUUAGACUAUACGCCUAGAAAUUCGUUCAUAAUCUCUUUCAAUUCUUUGAAGGAAAUGAAUACAAAGCCAUUAUUAUUGCCACCAUUUAAUAAGGAUUGAUGGAUGAAUCACUUGAAGUGAGAAUGCAAGCACUCAAGGAAUACUAAAUUCUGAAUCCCAAAAAUAAAGACUGCUUCUUGAUACCUUUACUCAACAAUUGCCAUACUGAUAAUUUGAUGGAAAUUGCUGCCAAUAUUGCUUAGCAACAUUUUCCUUCAGUUGGAGGUCCUCCUAUUUUGGGUUUAAUUACAAUUAUCAGAGAUAGAUUCCUUAAAGAAUGCCUCAUUUAUAAUUAUCAUUGCACAACAAGUCGAUAUUAUUAAAUAAGGAGUAGUGGUUUAUCAACUCUUUAAACAAUAACCUUGUUCAUGAAAUAAACACCAAAUGUAUUACCACAUAAGGAAAUAUUGAAAGCAGCUCAAAACUGCACCUUAUUUGAAACUGAUCCCAUAGUCAGAUAGGCUGGGUUUAGUUUGAUGUAUCACAUAAGCAGAUUACAUAUGAAUGAAGUUUUACCAUAUCAACAAUAGAUCGUUGACAAUUGCUUAUUCCAUCUAAGUGAUGUGCCUUUGGAAUGCAAGGAGUUUUGUGCAAAAAUACUAGCAUUGUUCAAAGAUCAUACUGAUUUAAUCAAGAAUUUACAAUAGAAAGUAUAAGUGGUUAAGGAUAAGGAAUUAGCCUAUUAAGAUUUUGUUGGAGUUGUGCCAAACACAGAAGAGGCACAAACUCAUUUAUAGAAAAGUCUAGAAGCUCAAGGAGGGAAGGAUAAGGUUGUCAGUAAACAUCAAUCUUAAACUUUACUUGGGAUUACUAUGUGUUUUAAGUAAAUCUCCAUUUUAUCGCCAGAUGAAUAACUAUUAAAAUAAAUGAUCGUUUUGAUAUCUUCAUGCCUGAAAUACAUUGAUUGGCAAAGACAUUUCAUUUUAUAAUGUUUGAUCGAAGGAUUACAGGAGUUGAAGAUUGUUAAGCGAUUACCAAUCAAAUUGUUAGAUGAAACAGACAUUUUGGCUUAUUUGAAAUAAUACAAUGAGACAGAAUUGCUUAAUAGGAUAGGUGAGAUAGUGGGGCCAACUAUUUUGAAAGGAAGAUUAUGA
Messenger RNA from Paramecium tetraurelia, 1722 nucleotides. RefSeq lists its product as uncharacterized. The transcript has 2 exons. Lineage: Eukaryota; Ciliophora; Oligohymenophorea; Peniculida; Parameciidae. The record is from RefSeq and is a predicted model, not a curated record.